Molecule: messenger RNA, 2297 nt
Organism: Marmota flaviventris (yellow-bellied marmot)
Lineage: Eukaryota; Metazoa; Chordata; Mammalia; Rodentia; Sciuridae
Gene: Ccdc102a
Product: coiled-coil domain containing 102A
Cellular component (GO): myosin complex
Source: RefSeq, a predicted model, not a curated record
CCGCAGCCAGCCCCGUGCCCGCUCCACCCAGCCGCGGCGGGCCCACGUCCGGAGCCAGCGCCAGCCCGGCCGGAGAUACGAGGAGGCAUCUCUACCUGAUGGCCUGGCAAGCAGUGGGUCGCCGUGACCAUCAUGCACAGUGGUAACGCCAGGCGUCCCCCGCGCCGCUACUGAACCCGGCCACAAGUUCAAGCCCAGCACCCCCCUGGCCACGCCAUGAGUCACGGGCCAAGUCCCCGACUGGCCGAGUCCCCGCAGCUAUCCAAGGGCAGCCUGCUGACCAUCCUGGGCAGCCCGUCGCCCGAGCGCAUGGGGCCGAUCGACUCGCUGCCCCCCACGCCACCCAGCGGCACGCCCUCGCCGGGGCCGCCGCCCGCGCUGCCCUUGCCACCGCCGUCCACGCUGCUGGCCGACGGGGACUGGGAGAGCCGCGAGGAGCUGCGCUUGCGGGAGCUAGAGGAGGCACGCGCACGAGCGGCGCAGAUGGAGAAGACCAUGCGCUGGUGGUCGGACUGCACGGCCAACUGGCGCGAGAAGUGGAGCAAGGUCCGCGCCGAGCGCAACCGCGCGCGCGAGGAGGUGCGGCAGCUGCGCCAGCGACUGGACGCGCUCACCAAGGAGCUGGCGGGUGCGCGGCGCGAGCGCCAGGAAGCGCAGGGAGAGUGCGAGGCGCGGGGCCGCGAGCUGGCGCUGCUGCGGGGCUCCCGAGGCGCCGCGGACAAGAUACAUGAAGGCCCAGAGCCGGAUCCCGAGCGGGAGCAUGAGCCGGUGCGCGACGUCGGGUCGGAGAGGCCCCAGGGCAGCCAGGUGCGCGGAAGUCCGGUUUGGGAGGAGGUGCCAGCCUUUUGCCUGGGUCUGGAAGACCUGGAGCUGGUGGAGACCCUCCUGAAGAACAGACCAGAGGAGCCCGAGGGCUGCUGGGAGGCUCGCAGCCUGGGGUCUGGGGGCCCUCGGGGCAGCUCCAGCCGCCAGGAGCGCAGCCGGCUACCCUGGGAGGACACCACCAGCACCGAGGAGGACACCUCCAAGCUGACCGCCCUGCGCCUGCGGCUGGACGAGUCCCAGAAGGUGCUGCUCAAGGAGCGAGAGGAUAAGAUGGCCCUGAGCAGGAACAUUGAGAAGCUGGAGGGGGAGCUCAGCCAGUGGAAGAUCAAGUAUGAGGAGCUGAGCAAGACCAAGCAGGAGAUGCUCAAGCAACUCAGCAUCCUGAAGGAGGCGCACCAGGACGAGCUGGGCCGCAUGUCCGAGGACCUGGAGGACGAGCUGGGCGCGCGCUCCAGCAUGGACCGGAAGAUGGCUGAGCUGCGGGGCGAGAUGGAGCGUCUGCAGGCCGAGAAUGCGGCCGAGUGGGGCCGGCGGGAGCGGCUGGAGACGGAGAAGCUGGGCCUGGAGCGGGAGAACAAGAAGCUGCGCGCUCAGGUCGGUGACCUGGAGGAGGCCCUGGCCCGGCGGCGGCGACAAACAGCCAGCGCCCUGGACUGCGACCUGCGGGCCAGCCAGGCGGCGCUCUUCGAGAAGAACAAGGAGCUGGCCGACCUGAAGCACGUGCACGGCAAGCUGAAGAAGCAGUUUCAGGAGAAGGUGGCGGAGCUGGCGCACGCCAACCGGCGGGUGGAGCAGCACGAGGCCGAGGUGAAGAAGCUGCGGCUGCGGGUGGAGGAGCUCAAGAAGGAGCUGGCCCAGGCUGAGGACGAGCUGGACGAGGCCCACAACCAGGCGCGCAAACUGCAGCGGUCCCUGGACGAGCAGACGGAGCAGAGCGAGAACCUUCAGGUGCAGCUGGAGCACCUGCAGUCCAGGCUCCGCAGGCAGCAGCAGAACGCCCCCCUCUUCGGGAAGAUCCGUAGCACCCGCUUUGGCACCGAGGAGGCCGGGGAUGGAGCCAGUGACCUAGAUGAGGACGAGGACCUGCAGAUCCAAGUGGCCUAGAACUUCCCAGGGCUGGGCAGGACUGGCUGGAAGCCACAGACCCCCAGGCUGACCAGCCACAUGAAGGGGCACAGCUGCCUGUGCUGCCGUGGGUGCAGACACGGCUCCCACCACGGACCAUCCCUCCCUCCAUGGCCUCACAGGACGCCUGGGGAAGGGACUCCUGCCUCAUGUAUGUCAUAUGCACGUCCAGGACUGUGUGGGCCCAAUCCAGGUGACCCCAGCAUCCAGGAUUUACGCAGGGUGGAGCCUGUCCGGGGAAGGUUGCUGGGGUCCCCACUGGGCUGCCUUGGUGGUCUGGCAGGAGCUGUUCAUAAUACAUGCGAAGAACCCAGUCUUUUGUAAUAAAUGGAGUUCAAGUUCUUGGG